Drosophila kikkawai is the source of this 852-nucleotide messenger RNA. NCBI's taxonomy places the organism in Eukaryota, Metazoa, Arthropoda, Insecta, Diptera, Drosophilidae. The record is from RefSeq and is a predicted model, not a curated record.
UUACAAAUCUAUAAUAGAAGAUCCCAUUGUUAGGGUGCCCACUGUACCGCCGUCGUUGGACUCUGCAUCUCUGCCUGUCCUUGUCGAUAAUGACGGCGUUAAUGGCCGGGCAAUUAUCCAUUUUUUUUUGUUUUAAGAUUGGGCAACGUCGUCGUCUGAAUUUCAGCUGCCACUCCUCCUCCUGCCCCUGCCUCUUCCUCGUUUGUAUUUGCGCCACGUACAGGAGAAACAUGGAAUCCAGGAAUCAAUCUCAGCAUACCUGGCAUAAUUUUCGAGUUUUGCUAAAUGCAUUUUGGGGGCUACAAAAUAUUCAUGAGUCUCCGCCAGAAAAGGGCUUCUUCUUCGUUGGGCAUGUCUGGCGGUGGACGACUAGUUGGACGGGUUCCCAAAACCGCAGACGCCAGGCAUCGAAACAAAAUAAUACAACAAAAUCCGGUUUUUAUUUCAUUUCAAGUUAGAAAAUACAAGGCAUUAAGAUUUCUCACUGUGUACUCAAUGAUCAUAGAGGUAAUACUCGUUAUGGGCUUGACUAACCGCAAGGUGUACUUCAAGAUGUUAAUGGAACCGGACUUUGGACCCCAGCCCUGCUCGACCCCAGACUCGAGACUCUUCCCAAAGCGCAGCGAUGACGAGGCCCGGUCUUCUUCUGGUCCCCUCAGUUGGCAACGACAAUUCCUCUUAUCGCGGAGAAAGAGUGGGAGGAGGAGAGAGAGAGGGAGGCAGAGACCCAUAAAGGCUAACUAUAAACGUAAUCAAGAAUUUGACGUACAGGCAGUGCUAUAAAAAAAAUUGAAUGACUUAAUAAAAACACAAAGAGAGAGGGGAGAAAUUAACUCUGAAAGUGGGAGAGAG